AUGGGUCCAGACACAUUCGCAUGGGUGUUCGACUGUUUCCGGAUAGGACUGAUCGUGGUGCCGUCAAUUCUUCUGUUUGCCAUCACAAUACUUCUUAUUCGAACGAUUAAGACGUCAGAUGCUCCUAAGCUGAAUGUCAACCGUCAUAAGCGAGUCAGCUCGGCGUUCAGGAACACCACUGUGAUGCUCACUGUCAUUAUUGUACUGUUCUUGCUGGCCAGGGUUCCUUCAACACUGUCUGAUCUACUACCGUUGGGCUCGCUGGAAUUCGCUCAUUCCGCUUACCUUCGUGCGUUUGCCAACAUCAUUCUCGUCACUCUGCACCCAAUUUCCUUCGCCGUCUAUAUGUUUAUGUCAAGGCGUUUCCGUGUUUCAUUACGUCGCCUUCUCGGAUGGCGUUUUCUUGCUUCGGACGAAGAGUUCAACGCCGUCAACUCGUCAGUGCGGACAUCGCAAUUCAAAUCGCAACAAUCGCCGCACGAGCUGUAUUAUCCCGCUUGGCUAACUGCAGCAAUGGUAUGUUUCUUCUUCACUUGUGGUCAGACCAGUGUGUCCCGUUUCUCGCGGCCGUCGAUGUCUAAAAAAGGAGUGGUGUUUGCCCCAUCAACGUGCUCGAUCUCUUCUGGCGGACCAACGGCCACCAACAAAAGCCUUUCAGAGUGGUCGACAAAGAGCAACUUCUCGACGCGGUUCGCCCUUUUCGCUCGUCGAUUUCGUUUCACAAAACGAUGUGAUACGGUAUAG
Ostertagia ostertagi is the source of this 744-nucleotide messenger RNA. The record is from the annotation of a GenBank genome assembly. NCBI's taxonomy places the organism in Eukaryota, Metazoa, Nematoda, Chromadorea, Rhabditida, Trichostrongylidae.